CUGAUAACGUCAUUUAAUCACGUUCCAUGACGCUGCAACUGUUACGCGUUGUGCAUAAUUCAUUUGCAUUUCGUUUUCAAAAUUAUUGUACUAGUAGUCAUCGUAAUCUAAGCCGCCAUUGCAAGUUAUUACGUAGUCAAUACCGUUAUACGGAGUGCGGAGGGGGACAUAGACGUACGAGGGGAGUUCGUAUGAACGGUGCGGGUGCGGUUGGAGGCGUUGGAGCACGAGUUUACUCUGUCACUCGGUCAUUACGGUAUUUCUCUGUAGUGCGUCCCACAUUUACGAUUUUGAAAGAAAAAGUGACAAUGCCAGAAAAUAAACCGUUUCAACGUCUUCCAAAAAAUGUCGUACCUAAACAUUACGAACUGCAUUUGGUACCAAAUCUUGAGAAAUUUACAUUUAAUGGAAAAACUAGGGUGAAAGUAUCGAUUGUUAACUUUACCAAAGAAAUAGUUCUAAACAGUUUAGAUUUGGUAUUAACAAGUGUUAAACUUCAAUAUGGUAAAGGCGAUUCAUUUACAAGUCUUAAUCCGGUGGAAGUACGAUUGGAGCCCACAAAUGAAACUGCAGUUAUUGUAUUCGAUAAAACGCUCCCCGUUGGCGAUGCUUUUCUGUACUGCGAAUUUACCGGAGAAAUUAAUGAUAAAAUGAAGGGGCUCUACCGUAGCAAGUACUUAACCCCAGGCGGUGAAGAACGUUAUGCUGCCGUCACACAAUUUGAAGCGACUGAUGCUAGAAGAUGCUUUCCUUGUUGGGACGAACCAGCUAUUAAAGCUACUUUCGAUAUCACGCUAGAAGUUCCGGUCGAUCGAGUAGCGCUUUCAAACAUGCCAGUGAGAGAAGAAACAGUUAAGGAUGAAAAAAAAAUCAUGAAGUUUGAUACUACGCCGAUAAUGUCGACAUAUCUUGUGGCCGUUGUGGUUGGCGAGUAUGAUUAUGUUGAAAAGACUUCACGCGAUGGAGUGUUAGUUCGUGUUUACACACCUGUGGGAAAAAGUAAACAAGGUCUAUUUGCUCUUGAAGUUGCUGCUAAGGUGUUACCCUAUUACAAGGAAUACUUCGACAUUGCCUAUCCCUUGCCUAAAAUAGAUUUAAUAGCCAUAGCAGACUUUUCUGCUGGUGCCAUGGAGAAUUGGGGGCUAGUAACAUACAGGGAAACAUGCCUACUCGUAGACGAGGAACAUACAUCUGCCGUUAGAAGGCAAUGGAUUGCUUUAGUUGUUGGCCACGAACUUGCUCACCAGUGGUUUGGCAAUCUUGUUACUAUGGAGUGGUGGACUCACCUUUGGCUAAACGAGGGCUAUGCUUCCUUUGUGGAAUUCCUUUGUGUUAAUCAUUUGUUCCCUGAGUACGAUAUUUGGACACAAUUUGUAACGGAAACAUACAUAAGAGCUUUGGAAUUGGAUUGUUUGAAAAAUUCGCAUCCUAUUGAAGUACCUGUUGGACAUCCUUCUGAGAUAGAUGAAAUUUUUGAUGACAUUUCAUACAACAAGGGUGCCUCUGUGAUACGCAUGUUGCAUAGAUAUAUUGGUGAUGAUGAUUUUCGCAAAGGAAUGAACAUUUAUCUUACAAGGCACCAGUAUAAAAACACAUUCACUGAGGAUUUAUGGGCAGCCUUAGAAGAAGCUUCUAACAAGCCGGUAGGAGCUGUGAUGUCAACGUGGACCAAACAAAUGGGAUUCCCAAUGGUUGAAGUCAGCUCUGAGCAGAGAGGUGUAAAUCGAGUGCUAAAAUUGAGCCAGCAAAAGUUCUGCGCUGAUGGUAGCCAAGGAGGUGAUACAUUAUGGAUGAUACCGAUUACUAUCUCGACCCAGGAGCAACCUUCGAAGGUUGCAUUAUCUACUGUACUGGAGAAGCGAUCACAAGAAGUGAUAUUGGAAAAUGUUGCAGAAGACUCAUGGGUUAAGCUUAAUCCUGGAACGGUGGGCUACUACCGCACGCGCUACCCGGCCGCCAUGCUGGAGCAGCUGGUGCGCGCCGUGCGCGACGGCUCGCUGCCGCCGCUCGACCGCCUGGGCCUGCUGGACGACUGCUUCGCGCUCGUGCAGGCCGGCCACACCACCACCGCCGAGUCUCUGAAACUAAUGGAGGCGUUCACUGACGAGACUAACUUUACCGUUUGGUCGUCUAUAUCAAACUGCCUAUCGAAGUUAAGCGCUCUGUUCUCUCACACGGAGCUCGACAAGCCGCUAAAGAACUACGGAAGGAAGUUGUUCAGUAACGUGGCCCGGCGACUGGGCUGGGACGCCGAGGAAAAGGAGAGCCACCUCGACACGCUGCUCCGGAGCCUAGUUCUGAAUAAAAUGAUCAGCUUCGAAGACCCCGAAACUAUCAAGGAAGCGAAAAGUCGGUUCGAGCGGCACAUGGCGGGCGAGUGCGCGCUGCCGGCCGACCUGCGCUCGGCGUGCUACCGCGCCGUGCUGGCGGACGCGGACGAGCGCACGUUCGCGCGCUUCCUGCAGCUGUACCGCGCCGCCGACCUGCACGAGGAGAAGGACCGCAUCAGCCGCGCGCUGGGCGCCGUGCACGACCCCGCGCUGCUGGCGCGCGUGCUCGACUUCGCCAUCUCGGAUGAAGUCAGGGCUCAGGACACAGUGUUUGUCAUUGUCUCAGUGGCAGUUAGUAAGAAUGGACGUGAUCUAGCCUGGCAAUUCUUCAAGGAACACUGGCAAGAGUUUAUGGAUCGUUAUCAGGGCGGGUUCCUGCUGGCGCGGCUGGUGAAGUCGACGACGGAGAACUUCGCGUCGGAGGCGAGCGCGCUGGAGAUCGAGGAGUUCUUCCGCACGCACCAGUCGCCCGGCACCGAGCGCUCCGUGCAGCAGGCGCUGGAGACCGUGCGCCUCAACGCGGCCUGGCUGCGCCGCGACGCGCCCGGCGCCGGCGCCUUCCUGCGCGCGCUCCCAACCAAAUAAGAAAAGACUGACAUUUCAACGAAGAUUGCAAGUUUUUUUUUUUAUUCGAGUAAAAUGUUUCUUGCAUAUUUUAUUUAAUUACUUCAUGAACUAAUGUUAAAGUUAACUAAAGUAUUACCUAAUACCACAGCUUAAGUUUUUGUUAAUUAAUUAUUGCUUAAAAAAUUAAGUCUUACAUUGCCUGAUUUCAUAAUAUUAAAUUAACUUAAUAAUAUUUCUUGUGUCUAUGAUGAUAUUUUGUUUCUUUACACCAUAUAAAUCAUUUGUUAUUGUUAUUAGAAUUGCUAUAUUAUAUAAUUGUAUGUAGUUAUAAAAGUGUUUUACAUAUUGCAUUAUUACAAGUAAGAGAAUGCUUUCAGUCUCUUGAUUGACUUUCAUGAGGCCAUACCAAAUAGGUAUAUUGUGUAAAUGUGUAAAAAUAAUGUUAAUGUAUAAUUAUUUAGUUUCAUUGGUGCUCAGUGCAUUUCUAUGUUUCGUUUCAUUAAAGAAUGAUAUGCAUAUAUAGAAUGCUAAUAAAACAAUCGAUAAAUUAUUCAUUUAAAAAAUACAAUUUGGAUUAUGUAAUUUUUUGCUGUAACUUUCAUUAUACUUGGAGAGUAUAAUUCGCCUAUGCUUGCAAGAAAGUCUUGAAUUUGUGAUGUAUGAAAUGUAAAUUGUGUUGAAAGUUACCAUCGUUUAGUUUCUCACUUGUUGUUAUGAUUUUUUUGUAAAACUUAUGUUAUUGCAAUAAAUCGUACAAAAGUA
Molecule: messenger RNA, 3659 nt
Organism: Melitaea cinxia (Glanville fritillary)
Lineage: Eukaryota; Metazoa; Arthropoda; Insecta; Lepidoptera; Nymphalidae
Gene: Psa
Product: puromycin-sensitive aminopeptidase
Exons: 12
Coding region: 27-2915 (962 amino acids)
Biological process (GO): proteolysis; peptide catabolic process
Cellular component (GO): cytoplasm
Molecular function (GO): zinc ion binding; metalloaminopeptidase activity; peptide binding
Source: RefSeq, a predicted model, not a curated record